Oryza sativa Japonica Group (Japanese rice) is the source of this 516-nucleotide messenger RNA. RefSeq lists its product as uncharacterized. NCBI's taxonomy places the organism in Eukaryota, Viridiplantae, Streptophyta, Magnoliopsida, Poales, Poaceae. The record is from RefSeq and is a predicted model, not a curated record.
AUGCCGUUGUUGGAUGCUAUGCAAGUGCCAACGUACGCACGUUAUCUCAAGGACAUCCUCAACAACAAGCGACCACUACCAACAACCGAGGUGGUCAAGCUGACGGAGGAAUGCAGCAACAAAUUCGACCUGGCGCUCUGCGAUCUUGGGGCAAGUGUAAGUGUCAUGCCCAAGGAUGUCUUUGACAAGCUCAACUUCACGGUGUUGACACCAACACCGAUGCGCCUUCAAUUGGCUGACUCAUCGGUUCACUACCUAGCUGGGAUAGCGGAAGACGUACCGGUCAAGAUACGAGAUUGCUUUAUCCCGGUCGACUUCGUGGUGCUAGACAUAGACACUGGCAAGGAGACACCGCUCAUCCUGGGGCGUCCGUUCCUGAGCACUGCGGAAGCAAACAUUGAUGUCGGAACGGGAAGUAUCCGUUUCCGCAUCAACGGGAAGGAGGAGAAGUUCGAGUUCCAGCCAAGGACGGAACAAUGCUCCAUGUUCCGAAUAAAGUACGGGCCAGCCCCGUAG